CCCGGCCCAAGUCGCUCUUUCCAUCGUUGACCCAAAUAUGUUUACAUCCAUCUGGUUUGGACACAGUGUGGAAGCUCGAGCCGUUUUGAAUAUGGCUGUCGACCCCGGGGGAAUACCUAAAAUUUGACGCGUUGAGAAGUCACUAGAAAGUCGAAUAUAUCGUUGACAUCGUUACUUUAAAGUUUAAACUUCGCAGUCCCUUUCUUCCACCCGCUCAUGUAGCUUCUCUCUCUCUCUCUCUAAAUGCCUUCUCUGUGAUCCUUGUGUCUCACGAGUCCUCUCUCUCUCUAACGCCGGCGGAGCUGAACUCUGAUAACAGAGCAAUUAGAAUCUACUCUCUCUCGUGAAGGAGUUCUGGAAAGAGUAGGUUAAUCAAUUCGCUAUAGAAAUAAAGUGCCAAUCGUGUCUACAAUUCCAGUUGCUUGGUGUUGAGUUCUAGUUGAUAAAAUUUCAAUGGAUUUAGUCAGUGGAGCAAUUAUAGGCGCUAUAGCGGGUGAAAUACUGAAAGCCUUGCUCGAUGCUACAAAUAUCGUUUAUGAAUGCAAAUCUCAAUGUGAAAAGCUGAAAUCCACUUUGCAACACAUUGUGCCAAAACUCGAAGACAUUGAGCAGUUACGGUUGCAACUAACUGAUUGCGAACCAGCUGACUUUAAAGAGUUGAAGAGCCGACUAGAAAGUGGUAAAGUGUUGGUAUACAAGUGUAUGAAACUUCGAUUUUGGAAGGUGCAUAAGAAAUAUAGUUAUGGAAAGAAGUUAAUUGAGCUUGAUGAGUAUCUGGUCAGAUUCUUUGAUCUGAAUUUGGCUGCUGAUACAAAUUUGGACACAAAACAACUUAGGAUAGAAUUUAAGGAGAUGAGGAGGUUACUUGAUGGGCGGGGUAUUGCAAGCGAGUCUUCCUAUGCUCUUCCUGGACUACCCGAUUGUCCUGUUGGCUUGAGUGAUUCUUUACGUGAGCUCAAGGCGAAGUUCUUUGCAGAUGAUGUUUCUGUUCUUGGAAUCUGUGCUCAAGGUGGCUAUGGUAAGACAACAUUGGCCUCAAUGCUCUGUAGGGAGGAGGAUGUGAAAGGUCGCUUCAAAAACAAUAUAUUCUUCAUUAUCGUUUCAAACUCACCUGAUGUAUUGAGCAGUCUGAAUGGAUUAUAUGAGCAACUAACCAGUCGAAAACCAGACUUCCGAAAUGUUGAAGAUGCAAGGAGGCAACUAUUACACAUUCUAACUAAGAAGGAGCCAGAACCCAUCUUAGUGGUGCUUGAUGAUGUUUGGUCUGAUACAGUCCUUGAGGACCUGCUAUUUAACAAGACUAAAGGAUGUAAAACACUUGUAACAUCGAGAAAUGUUCUUCGAUCGUUUGAUUCCAGAUAUGAAUUGGGGCUGCUUAAGGACAAAGAUGCAAUGUCUCUCUUCUGUCACUCGGCUUUUGCUAACAUAACCACCCCAGAGAGAAUAGAUGAGGAUCUAGUUUGGAAGAUAGUGAAAUAUUGCAAGGGCUUGCCAUUGGCUCUGAGAGUAAUUGGACACUCUUUGAGAUAUGAACCUGCAAAAAAGUGGAAGAUCAUUGAGCGUGAGUUGUCAAAAGGAAGCUCCAUCUUUGCCUCCCAUCAGCAACUACUACAUUGCCUUUCCACGAGCUUGACAUCCUUGAAUAAACCUCUCAAGGAUUGCUUUCUAGACUUGGGUUCCUUCCCUGAAGAUAAAAGAAUUCCUGCAGCUUCACUUAUAGACAUGUGGGUGGAACUUCAUGGCAUGGAUGAAGAUGAAGCCUAUGUUGCACUACUUGAACUCUCAAGCCGAACUCUUAUAUCGUUGGUAGAAAAUGCAAGGAAAGAAGCUGGGGAAGAGGAUGGCAGCUUUAGUGGGCUUUUUGUCCUUCAACAUGAUAUACUCAGAGAACUUGCCCUCCAUGCUAACUGUGACAGUACCAUUAAUCAAAAGAAGAGAUUGAUCAUGGAAAAAAGAGAAAACUGCCUUCCCAAGAGCUGGAUCGAACAUAAAGAUCAACCUUUUGAUGCCCAAAUUGUUUCCAUCUACACAGGGUAUAUGGGUGAGUCAGAUGGGUAUGAUAUGCGAUUCCCUAAAACUGAGGCUCUGAUCUUGAAUUUCUCUUCUGCAAAUUAUUGUAUACCUGCAUUUAUCAAGACCAUGGAGAAGCUGAAAUUUCUAUCCAUCACAAACCAUGGCACCAGUCUGGCCAAACUAAGUGGCUGGCCACCAUUUGAAUCUCUGCCCCAUCUCAAGAGGAUCAGGUUAGAGAGGAUAAUAAUCCCUUCCUUUCACAUGAAUUUGCAGCCAUUGAAGAGCCUGCAAAAGCUAUAUUUAUUAUUCUGUGAGCUCAACCAAUCCAUGUCUUGCUCUGAUCCAAAUGUUUCCAAUCAGUUCUCUGAGCUAAAAGAGAAUUCAAUGGACUAUGAACCCUUCAAAUCUCCUGUGUCAAAAGAUAUCCAAAUGGACCGUAAACCCAUUAAAUCUCCUGAAUCAAAGGAGAUUGAAAUGGACUAUAUCUCCACUAUAUUUCCCAAGCUAAAAGAGAUUGAAAUGGAUUACUGUGGGGAUCUCAGAGAUUUUCCUUCUUGGGUUUGCAGAUUGACCCAUCUCAAGAAAUUCUCAAUCACCAAUUGCCAUGAUCUAUGUAACUUACCAGAAGAAGUGGGUGGCUUGAGAUACUUAGAGGUAUUGAGUUUGCAUGCUUGUACAAGAUUGAGUGAACUUCCUAGAUCAAUAACCAGGCUUUCAAGCUUGAAAUUGCUUGAUAUAUCCGAGUGUUUGAACAUUGUUGGGUUGCCUAAUGAUCUGCAUGGUCUAAGUGGGUUGGAAAAGAUUGACAUGAGCCGGUGCUCGCAAAUUAGGAGGCUGCCUGGUUCAGUUGCAGAGCUAAGGGGUCUUAAGAAUGUGAUAUGCGAUGAGGAGAUUGCAAAUCAAUGGGAAGAGAUCAAGCUGCAAUCUCUUAGUGGACUUCAUGUGCGUGUUGUGGAAGAAGAGGCUACACUGGACUGGCUUGAAAGGUACAUACACUUUGUAGAUCUAAUAUCAGCUGAUUCAUGCCAACAGAGUUUACAAUUCCCAUUGCUUGGUGUUGAGUUAAUGUCAAUGGAUUUAUUCAGUGGAGCAGCUAUAGGUGCCAUAGCGGGUGAAUUACUGAGAGCUUUACUAGAUGCUAAAAAUAUGGUUAAAGACUGCAAAUCUCAUUGUGAAAAGCUGAAAUCCACUUUGCAACACCUUAUUCCAAAACUCAAAGCAAUUGACCAGUUACGGUUGCAACUAACUGAUAGCCAACCAGCUGAUUUUGUAGAGUUGAAGAGCCAACUAGAAAGUGGUAUGGUGUUGGUACACAAGUGUACAAAACUUCAAUUUUGGGAGUUGUUUAAGAUAUAUCGUUGUGCAAAGCAGUUAAUUCAGCUUGAUGAGUAUCUUGUCAGAUUCUUUAAUCUGAAUCUGGCUGCUGAUACAAAUUUGGACACGAAAUAUAUUAGGACCAAUACAAAGGACCUAAUAAGGUUAUUUGCUGGGCGGCUGGGUAUUGCAAGCGAGUCUUCCUGUGCUCUUCCUGGACUACCCGAUCUUCCUGUUGGCUUGAGUGAUUCUUUACGUGAGCUCAAGGCAAAGUUCUUUUCAGAUGAGAUGUCUGUUCUCGGCCUUUGUGCUCAAGGUGGCUAUGGUAAAACAACAUUGGCCUCAAUGUUCUGUAGGGAGGAGGAUGUGAAAGGUCGAUUCAAAAACAAUAUAUUCUUCUUUAUCGUUUCAAACUCACCCGAUGUAUUGAGCAUUCUGAGUGGAUUAUAUGAGCAACUAACCAGUCGAAAACCAGACUUCCGAAAUGUUGAAGAUGCAAGGAGGCAACUAUUAUACAUUCUAACUAAGAAGGAGCCAGAACCCAUCUUAGUGGUGCUUGAUGAUGUUUGGUCUGAUACAGUCCUUGAGGACCUGCUAUUUAACAAGACUAAAGGAUGUAAAACACUGGUAACGUCGCGAAAUGUUCUUCGAUCAUUUGAUUCCAAAUAUGAAUUGGGGCUGCUUAAGGACAAAGAUGCAAUGUCUCUCUUUCGUCACUCGGCUUUCUCUAACAUAACCAACCCACAGAGAAUAGAUGAGGAUCUAGUUUGGAAGAUAGUGAAAUAUUGCAAGGGCUUGCCAUUGGCUCUGAAAGUAAUUGGGCACUCUUUGAGAUAUGAACCUGCACAAAAGUGGAAGAUCACUGAGUGUAAGUUGUCAAAAGGAAGCUCCAUCUUUGCCUCCCAUGAGGAAUUACUACAUUGCCUUUCCACGAGUUUGACACCCUUGAAUAAACCUCUCAAGGAUUGCUUUCUAGACUUGGGUUCCUUCCCUGAAGAUAAAAGAAUUCCUGCAGCUUCACUUAUAGACAUGUGGGUGGAACUUCGUGGCAUGGAUGAAGAUGAAGCCUAUGUUGCACUACUUGAACUCUCAAGACGAACUCUUAUAUCAUUGGUAGAAAAUACAAGGAAAGAAGCUGGGGAAGACGAUGGCAGCUUUAGUGGGCUUUUUGUCAUUCAACAUGAUCUACUCAGAGAAUUGGCCAUCCAUGUUAACCAUGACAGUAACAUAAAUCAGAAGAAGAGAUUGGUCAUGGAAAAAAGAGAAGGCUGCCUUCCCGAGAGCUGGAUAGAACAUAAAGAUCAACCUUUUGAUGCCCAAAUUGUUUCCAUCUACACAAGCAACAUGAGUGAGUCAGAUGGGUAUGAUAUGCGAUUCCCUAGAACUGAGGCUCUGAUCUUGAACUUCUCUUCUGCAAAUUAUUGUAUACCUCAAUUUAUCAAGACUAUGGAGAAUCUGAAAUUUCUAUCCAUCACAAACCAUGACACCUGUCUGGCCAAAGUAACGGGCUUGUCACCACUUGAAUCUCUUCCCCAUCUCAAGAGGAUCAGGUUAGAGAGGAUAAUAAUCCCUUCCUUUCACAUGAAUAUGCAGCCAUUGAAGAGCCUGCAAAAACUAUGUUUGUUAUUCUGUGAGCUCAACCAAUCCAUGUCUUGUUCUGAUCCAAAUGUUUCCAAUCAGUUCUCUGAGCUGAAAGAGAAUGCUAUGGACUAUGAACGCACCAAAUCUCCUGUGUCAAAAGAUAUCCAAAUGGACUGUAAACCCCUUAAAUCUCCUGAGUCAAAGGAAAUUGAAAUGGACUAUAUCUCCACUAUAUUUCCAAAGCUAAAAGAGAUUGAAAUGGAUUACUUUGGUGAUCUCAGAGAUUUUCCUUCUUGGGUUUGCAAUAUAACCCAUCUCAAUAAACUCUCAAUCACCAAUUGCCAUGAACUAUGUAAGUUACCAGAAGAAGUGGGUGGCUUGAAAUACUUAGAGGUAUUGAAUUUGCAUGCUUGUACAAGAUUGAGUGAACUUCCUAGAUCAAUAACCAGGCUUUCGAACUUGAAAUUGCUUGAUAUAUCCCAGUGUUUGAGCAUUGUUAGGUUGCCUAAUGCUCUGCAUGGUCUAAGUGUGUUGGAGAAGAUUAAUAUGAGCCGGUGCUCACAAAUUAGGAGGCUGCCUGGUUCAGUUGCAGAGCUAAGGGGUCUGAAGAAAGUGAUAUGCGAUGAGGAGAUUGCAAAUCAAUGGGAAAUGAUCGAGCUGCAAUCUCUUCGUGGGCUUCAGGUGCAUGUUGUGGAAGAAGAAGCUAGUUUGGACUGGCUUGAAAUGUAAUUGAUAUUGUCUAUUUGAGUUGAUGAAACGCAGAGGGAGAUUCAUUUUAGCUAUAAGAUUGGUGGCAGAUCUUUCAGAUAUGAAAGGAGACAAUCGAUGGGGAUGAUACAUGUAGGAGAGGAGUCUUUUAUGCAUGCAUGUUGUAUUCAUGUUUGUUAGGUUCUUAUUUGUGUAUUCAUAUAUUUGAGGUUCCUUCGAGCUCAAUGAACCAAGAUUCAUCAUAUCUUUUCGAAUAAAAUAAACUCAGUAACGAGAGAAUCA
Molecule: messenger RNA, 5898 nt
Organism: Amborella trichopoda
Lineage: Eukaryota; Viridiplantae; Streptophyta; Magnoliopsida; Amborellales; Amborellaceae
Product: putative disease resistance protein At5g47280
Molecular function (GO): ADP binding
Source: RefSeq, a predicted model, not a curated record